AUGUCCAUCUACCAGCUCGCUCGGCUGCUGCCGCUCCCCGAGGACGAGCUCCAGCAGGUCCUCGACUAUGCCUCGACCCUGUCCAAACCCGAAGCAGUGACGCACUUCAACAACCUUCUCGGCGACUCGCCCGCCGUCAUCGAGUUCAUCUCUACAUUCAACGCCCGCCGAAAAGAUCCGGCUUCUUCUGCCGCUGCUGCUCCAACUUCCUCAACAGCCUCAAGCUCCAAACCUCCCGCAAAGGCGCCGUCAAAAGCACAAUCAAAGGAGACACCGACAUCGGGUUCCAAGAAGAAGAAAUCAGCGCUGCAUACCCCAGAAGCUCGGAGGGUUGACGACUACGCUGGCCCGUCGGGAAAGGCAUACAACAAAAAGGACUCUGACCUGGAAUACAUCUCUCAGCGAUCUAGCGCUCCGAGCAGCAACCGCCCAUCAAGACCCGCUUCCCCGACAAGACCAGCCUCUAUCAAGGAGCCCACCGUUACAGCAAAAGCGCAGCCUGCCGCCAAGGUCGAAGAGCCAACGCCGAAGAAAACAAACACUACAGCAGGUGGCUACCUCAUAUCCGACGGCCCAAGCAAGUCAAAGGCCAAGUCUACGCCAGUCUCACGGACAUCGACGCCAAAGCCAGCCAGCAGCGGGAAUGUCACCAAGAUUUCAAUAUCUGGAGGAGUGCCAAUGGCGGGCCAAUCAACGGCGUUGGCCGAUCUGGAUGCGGCCAUUCGGUCUCUGGAGAUUACGACAAACCCAACACUAGACAAGGACGCCAAGUCAAGAAAAUGCAACUGCGUAGCGACCAGACAUCCUCUCCAAGCUGCCGCACCCAACUGUCUCUCUUGUGGCAAGGUAAUCUGCUUGAAGGAGGGCUUGGGCCCGUGUACGUUUUGCGGAACACCACUACUCAGCUCGGACGAGAUCCAGGCCAUGGUCAGGGAGCUCAAGGACGAGCGCGGCAAGGAAAAGAUGGCGGCCAAUGCGGCAGCGCACCGCAAGGCAGACGUGGUCAAGACCCCGGCACCAUUCACACCGCCGCGAGGGCUGGACAACGACGCUCCGUCAUUAGCAGAAGCGGCUGCCAAAGCACGGGAGCAUCGAGACAAGCUGCUCAACUUCCAGGCGCAAAACGCACGGCGUACGACGGUAAGAGAUGAAGCGUCAGACUUUGACGUAUCCAUCGCCAUGAGCGGGACGGGGAACAUGUGGGCAACCCCCGAGGAGCGGGCAAAGGAGCUGAAAAGGCAGCAGAAGAUUCUACGGGAGAUGGAGUGGAACGCCCGACCAGAGUACGAGAAGCGGCAGCAGGUCAUCAGCAUUGACCUUGCUGGGCGCCGCGUGGUGAAGACGGUUGCGCCUAUCCAGCGUCCAGUCACACCAGAGGAGGAGGACGAAGCUGAAGAGCUCAACUCGAGAGCUCUGCAAGAGACGUCUGGCAAUAAGAAUGCCGGCGGCGCUUUCAGCGCGAACCCCUUACUGGGCGCCGCGAUGCGGCCUGUCUAUGAUGCCAAGGGGAAAGGGGCUGAUGCAGAGGGUCGAGCCAGCCGUGCCAAGGGAUGGAGAAGAGUUCAGGAUGACUUGGACAACAACGAGGGUGUCAUUCUAGACGGGGGAGCGCAAGGACUGCAAGCCGUUGGCGGAGACGAGCCCGAGCGUGGGUAG
Molecule: messenger RNA, 1656 nt
Organism: Trichoderma reesei QM6a
Lineage: Eukaryota; Fungi; Ascomycota; Sordariomycetes; Hypocreales; Hypocreaceae
Exons: 2
Coding region: 1-1656 (551 amino acids)
Biological process (GO): regulation of DNA-templated transcription
Cellular component (GO): nucleus
Molecular function (GO): zinc ion binding
Source: RefSeq, a predicted model, not a curated record